CGUCAACCCAACACUUCGUACCACACGCAGUAUAGAGCACUCGCUAAAACAAUAUCCGUAUCCAAGUUGAUCAAGAAAUAUCUCGUAUACAAACUCACAAUCUAUCAUGGGCUCGUCUUCUUCAAAGACUGCAUACUCAGCCAACAACACACGUGGGGCAUCAGUCGCUGCGUACGAAUUAUCGAGCGCUCUGACUGAUACCUUGAACGAGAUCAACUUGAAUGGUCAUUUACAAAACUGGAUUGGUAGCUUGAACGAGCAACUUCGUCAGCUGCUUGAACGUCUAGAUCAAGAAGCAGCCAAGUACACCAACUCCAAGGUCAACGAUGACGAAUCAAGAGAAUGGGACCCGUCUCAGGCUGAAGUCCAGCUCAUAUCCGUGGCCUGGAAGUGUGCUCGUGGGACUUAUGACCUUGAAGGCACCGUGACUGAUACCGGUUACUGCACGUUUCGCCGUGAUCAAGUAGUCGACAGCUCUUUCGCGGGAACCGUCAAACUCAUCACAUCAACUAUCAUCGAGGCGAAGACAGGCUCACGGAUAAUUGAGUCAUUGCCAGUUCUAGUGCUUGCGAUACGUGGAAGUGCCAGUAAGAUGGACCACAUUGUUAAUGCCAAUGCCCAGCCCAGAACGACCGAAAGUUUUAUUGGAUGUCUAGAGGACCUUAAAGCCCAUUCUGGCUUCUUGAAUAGUGCACGAGCUCUGGACUCGAUUGUCACAAAUCUAGUCAAUAAGUACCUGGAGUCUUUUCCUGAGAUGAGUGAGAAGAAACCGCAUGUUCUUUUUACGGGACAUUCCGCCGGCGGAGCUGUAUCACAAUUAUUAUAUCUUCGCCAUAUGUCUGACCAAAAUUUAAACCAGUCUGCGAGAUUUUCGUGCGUCACAUUUGGUGCACCUCCUUGCUUGACCCAGCACGUUGAUCUUGACAUAUUUCAGCCAAGUAGUGGAACCGUGUGCGUCAACGUUAUCAACGAGUUCGAUGUGGUUACUCGAGCCGACAAACCAUACAUCUUAUCUCUGGUAGAUGUCGCCAGAGCAAUGCUAGACUUGCCACCAAAGGCAACCGUCUCUGAGCUUGAAACAAGCGAAGGGAUAGUCAGCGCUGCUUUAGAAGCUACUAGAGAUGAAAAACACCCUCUUUCAGACGAUUCUGAAGACUUUCCUGUCAAAGAAUCAAACUUUUGGCGCUUUCCUCAGCCUUUCUACCACCAUGUCGGACCUAGAGUUAUUCUGUUGAUGCGCUUCGUUGACAAUCAGAUGAGUCUCAAAGCAGUCGAAUGCUUUAGAGCAGGGACGUUUCAAUAA
Molecule: messenger RNA, 1303 nt
Organism: Fusarium oxysporum Fo47
Lineage: Eukaryota; Fungi; Ascomycota; Sordariomycetes; Hypocreales; Nectriaceae
Product: Alpha/Beta hydrolase protein
Exons: 6
Coding region: 107-1303 (398 amino acids)
Biological process (GO): lipid metabolic process
Source: RefSeq, a predicted model, not a curated record